UACCAAAUAACAACAGUCCAGCAGGUGGACUACUAUGCUCCCUGCCAUGGGACGGGCAAGCGAGGAAAGGCUUGGACGUGGGACACAGGAAUUAGUGGGAAGCAGAAUAUGUCCAUUAUCGAUGGAAUAGACUCUCAUCGUAAAGUAGCCUACUUCUUUGGAGAUAGCCAGCCCCGACCUGUGGUUCAGGGAUCGGUGAGGCUUCCACGGGGUCCCGUCCAGGUCCAGCUUGUCUUCAAUAGUACAUCGGGUGGAACUUGCCACCACAUCGAUGAGGAACUCAAGUACUUCAAGUGGCGCCGAAAUCCUGACACCGUAGUGGUUGCAGCAGGUACUAACAACAUAGGGCAAUCUUUGAGGUCAGCCUGCCAAGAACUUCGAGAAUUACUGCGGACAUCGCUUUCUCUGUCGGAUCGAGUUGUAUGCGUUAGCAUUGCUCCUCGACUCGAUCGAAAAGGUGAUUUGGUCCAAACAUACAAUACUGCAUUCGCUGCCGUUUGCGAAGAAGAAGGGACAACGUGGUUUGGUGUUACCGGUUCCUUCCCAACGUCGGAAAAGAAGCUUUGGGCUCGUGAUUGAUUGCAUCUAGCUAAGCGAGUGCACCGGUAUACCCCGGUUCCUCCAUGAGGUUUAUGCUAAAUUGAUUAGUGUUUUGUGGCCUGAGACAGCAAGUGAUGUCAAUUCAUCAUUUGACAUACCAUCCACAUCUUCUUUCCCGCCGUUACCAAGAACAAGAAAUACUUUGAAUGUUCUCCGUGACGGUUCUUCCGAAAAAUCUUCAACAACUCUACCACGUCAAGAAGUGGAUGCUCCUUCGCGUCUAAGGACCUAUGCUUAUAUCUCGAUGAAUCCUCGUUGGCGAAACGUGGCUCGACCAAAAAGAGGGAACCGUAGUCGCCAAGUCGGUGAUGAUUCCAAACCAUCCGUCCUCACGGGGAGGAUCCGUCAACGAGAUGGGCAACUCUCUAAUCGAUCUAACCCUACGAGAAGGUACCGUGAAAGAGAUGGGAGACAUUCUAACCAAUCCUUCUUUAGGAGAAAGAACUGUCAUCGUCAAUGUAAACCACCCAACCGAACCAUCCAUCCAAGACACAAUCGUCGACAAGAUGGGAAUGCGACUGGAUAUUCGAAAGCCAUUUAGGAAUAUCUUGUCACACUCGAUCAUAUAACCGGGCGAUCCGCAUGUGGCCAUCCUUCAUGUGAAACUUUAUGUUUCAUACCGUAGAGUAAGGCAGAAUGGUAUUAGUCUGCUAUGCAGACUCUGAAUGGCUCGUGAAGUGGGAUCUGCAGCUGGUUUGCGAAGCAAACCAGCCUGAAAGGGCGAGCGAAGCGAGCCAUUUCAGAGUCUGCUUCUUCUUUGGAAAUCUUGUUCCCACGGUCAAAAUAAGUCCCACCCACCCAAAAUUUCAGAGAGCUUUCAUUGGAUAACUUCAUCUGUCUGUAAACCAAAUUUUAUGACCACUGAGGAGUAUAGAUAAUCCCCUACUUCAACCACAGAGCCAUGAGCAGGGUUAUUAUGUAAUACCCUCGCUCAGGCCAUCAGACAGUGUUUACAUAUGACAUUCCACUGAGCAGCUGCGUGUAUGGCCAAAACCUUGCUCCAUGGCCCAAAAUAGUGGAUGGUUUUAUCAUAGCUUCAAUUCAAUCUUUAUUUCGCAAAUAGGAUAAAAAUACAAGGAAACAUCAAAUAAUGUGAUUAGAUAAUAAAAAUAAAUUGCGUGGCUUCCCAUGAAGGUAAUAAGAAACAUGUGAGGCUCGCCAAAACAUAGUAAAAACAAAACAACAUUAAUACAAAACAGAAUAUCAUAUCAUUAUAGUUAAUAGUGUAUAUAAAAAGGAGAAAAAAACACGAGUUGAGGGGGGUAGAUACGUUACAAGUAUGCAUUGAUAUCAUGUGUGAGAAUUAAUAAUAAUUUACUAGAAAAUUUGAAUACUGUUUUCUAAAAGAAUAUAUAAAUUGUGAAUUAGUUAUUAUUUGGGGAAUCUCAUUCCAUUGUUUGUGACCUACAUAACUCAGCUUCGUGACUAUAGACCUAAUAGACCAUAAAUGAAAUUUAUUGGAAGAACGGGUAUUAUGGUUAUGAACUUGAUUAUUGCAUUGAAAAAGAUCUGAAAACUACAUGGGUAACAACUACCUCUUCUUGAACUUAUAGAUAAAUAUUGUGAGUUCUCGCUUAUUAAAUAAAGGUGCGGAUGGUGCUAUUAGAAUAGGUAAUUAUUCUUAAACAUUUCUUUUGAAUAUUGAGUCCAAUUCAUAUGAGGUUACAUUGGUAUUGCAAUAUUUUAAAUAAGAGAAAAUCAUGGAAUGGUAUAAAGUUAUCAGAUUUUUAUGAAGCAAACUAAGCUUAAGUUUGUAAAUUAAACCAGUAUUCCUUAAAACAUUUAUCAUAUGGUACUUAAAACCCAAAAUAUCAAACUCAAAAAACACCAUUCUCAUAAAAUUCAGAACUUAAAUAUUAAAUAUGAUAGUUUACAAAAUGAAAAUCUUAAAUUUCACGAUUGUAAGUUUGUAAACUAUCAUACUUUUAAUCAAACAGGAUAGCUAUGUUUUAUUUUGUUCCUGUUUGGAAUUAACUUCUAACCAUAGUUUCUUGAUUGGACCUUGUAUUUGUAGUCACUUCUCCAUGCUACUGUAUUCAACCUGUUUUACUGUUAUGUUAGCUCAGUUUGAUAUUAAUUAGCCUUAAUUAGCCUUGUGUAAGUUGUCAUGCCCAGCAACAUUCGUUCACCUUUGUAUUAAAAGUGUUUUUAUGCCAGCCAUAA
This is a messenger RNA of Lytechinus pictus (painted urchin), 2763 nucleotides long. RefSeq lists its product as uncharacterized. Bases 109 to 579 code for a protein of 156 amino acids. The record is from RefSeq and is a predicted model, not a curated record. Lineage: Eukaryota; Metazoa; Echinodermata; Echinoidea; Temnopleuroida; Toxopneustidae. The transcript is spliced from 5 exons.